UUAAACUGAGGACCGGCUUUGAGAUGGUGACGCUGCUUCAGACCUCUGGCUGCUGAUUGGCUCAGCGCCGAAUCUCCGCUGCUGAUUGGUGCGGCAAUCCUUUCAACAAGCCCGCCAAAACUCAGAGCUCUCCGCGGACAUAAAAGGAGGGUUUGGGCUGUUGUUGGCUCACGCUCGCUUUGAGAAAUCAUCGUAAACAUGUCUGGACGAGGAAAAACCGGAGGCAAAGCCAGAGCUAAGGCCAAGACCAGGUCUUCUCGUGCCGGGCUUCAGUUCCCAGUCGGCCGUGUCCACAGGCUGCUCCGCAAAGGGAACUACGCUCAGCGUGUCGGUGCCGGAGCCCCCGUGUACCUGGCGGCCGUGCUGGAGUACCUGACCGCUGAGAUCCUGGAGCUGGCUGGAAACGCUGCCCGCGACAACAAGAAGACCCGCAUCAUCCCCCGCCAUCUGCAGCUGGCCGUCCGCAACGACGAGGAGCUCAACAAGCUGCUGGGCGGAGUGACCAUCGCUCAGGGCGGCGUGCUGCCCAACAUCCAGGCCGUCCUGCUGCCCAAGAAGACCGAGAAGCCCGCCAAGAAGUAAACAACCGAGGCUCUCUGACUGCUGGAAACCGGCCCCCCAAAAGGCUCUUUUAAGAGCCAAACACUUCUGAUAAAGAGCGCCGAUUCCCAUGUUUCUCUUCUGCACUUGCACCUUUUAAUCUUAUGAUUCACACAUUAAUGAUUUUAGUUUACCUGUGGAUUGUGGGUUUACAUGAAUGUAUUAAUUGCCGUGGAUGACUAUAUUAUGAUUAAGUUGGACUUGUGUCUGAUGAACACAGAAAAAUACACAUUGCAGGCAAUAUAUGCAUUUAAAGAAGAAUUUCCUAUUUGUGUGUUUACUAUAAAUAUCCCCUUUUAACUGCUAAGGAAUUAAUUAUUUAUGUGAAG
Molecule: messenger RNA, 929 nt
Organism: Perca fluviatilis (European perch)
Lineage: Eukaryota; Metazoa; Chordata; Actinopteri; Perciformes; Percidae
Product: histone H2A-like
Exons: 1
Coding region: 199-582 (127 amino acids)
Cellular component (GO): nucleosome
Molecular function (GO): structural constituent of chromatin; DNA binding; protein heterodimerization activity
Source: RefSeq, a predicted model, not a curated record